Messenger RNA from Bradysia coprophila, 4691 nucleotides. It is a transcript of the gene Ret, whose product is annotated as protein kinase receptor Ret oncogene. Gene Ontology annotation, biological process: protein phosphorylation; multicellular organism development; positive regulation of kinase activity. The record is from RefSeq and is a predicted model, not a curated record. Gene Ontology annotation, molecular function: transmembrane receptor protein tyrosine kinase activity; ATP binding; calcium ion binding. Gene Ontology annotation, cellular component: signaling receptor complex; plasma membrane. Lineage: Eukaryota; Metazoa; Arthropoda; Insecta; Diptera; Sciaridae.
AACAAUUCGGUUCGGAAAAUUUUGUUCAAGUGAAAAAUAGCAUGAUAAAGCUUGUUGAAUAUGAAUAUUGUGCAUAUAGUGAAAUAUUGUGCCGGUUCGUACGGUCGGCGUUAACGCUUCAAUGAAGCCACUCUUGAUGAUGAAAAGAAUGCAAUUUAUAUUUUGCCGUCUGUAAAAUACUGAACCCGCAUGUGAUUAAAACUUUAAACAUUAAGACGAUUAAAAUAUGCCAAAAGCCACCACCAUUCAACGAAAAAAAGUGUGAAGAAAAUUAAUAAAAAUAAAUAAAUUAAACGAAAUAUCUGUAAAUGUGCACACAGUGAAUCAAACGAAACAGAAAUCCAAAAUGAAAUCUUCAAUUGAAUUCGCACGCAUAUGUUUGGGAUUAUUUUACCUCGUUACGUUGGCAAAUGUAUCAACAGGUUACGUCGCAUACUUUCCGCUAACUGAUGUCCAUUUAACAUUUCCCCUAAACGAACAAAUCAUCGACAUUUUACUAAAGAGCCCACCAUUUCUUCAAGUGAAUGCAAAAUCGAUUCAGUACACCAGCAGCAAUAAUUCCAAUAAAAUAAGAUUCCGUUACGAAAUCGACGACACACAAAAUUAUCUAUCGAUAAAUGAACUGAACGGUGAGAUAAGAAUGGAGGACAAUAUGAAGAAAUUAGACGAAAAUAUUACAAUUGUAAUAUCAGCAAGUUCAACCAAUUACAAGACAAAUUAUAGCACAAAUACGGCGCGAAUGUCUUUCAAAGUUGUACCGGAAAACACGUCGCUGGCGGAAAGUUGCAGGAAUUUUCAACGGAUCUGUUUCUGGGAUAAAGCAAUGCACGCUGUUCCAGAGAAUAAACUGAAUGGAAAUAAAAUGAUCGGAUCGUUGGGACCGAUUUUUUAUCGGAAAAUCUGCCCGAAUUUGAACGUUAAAUAUUCAUUGGUUAAUGCAACAACGUAUUUUGGAAUCGAAUCGAACAUGUUAACUACAAUAACCAGAUUCGAUCACGACUCCAUCAGUCCUGGACCAACGAUUACCGCAGUGAUUAAAUGUGAUGUAUCAAAUAAAUUGAACGAAGAAACGGCAGUUCAGAUCAAACCGUUGCGAAUCAAUAUUCUCGAUCGAAAUGACAAUCCACCGGAAAUCCAAACCCCGGAGCCAUUAACCAUCAGAUUGGAAGAUCCUCACUUUACACAGGAUACCGUAAUUAGUACGAAGACCAUCAUAUUCACGGACAAGGACUCAAUAUCUGUUAACUCAAAUCUAUCGUAUGAACUACUGAACGAUACUUUAGAUAUUAUACACCCGGUUUGCAAUGCCUACGAAAACGAUCUGUCUGGAUUGAAAUCAACUGCAAUUAGUUGCAAAUUGCAAUUUUCACGAAAUGGAAUCUUGGGUGUGAGUCCUUACUGCUUUGGCUUAUAUGCAACGGAUAAAACGAUAGAUGCAACGAAUAGUUUCGUCUUUAAAUCUUCUGCAGCCAAAGUAUGUCUAAUCACAAAUGUAAGAAAGAUUCAUGUAAAAGAUCAACCGGCUGCACAGGCACUCCAAUCAAAAUCGUCUGAAGAGUCGUCAUCGUCUGCUUCGGAUGAAUCUGGCUCGAAGGUUCCGUACGUUGAUUAUCCGGCGCAAGUGACGAUAAAUAGGAAAUAUGCGUUCAUGGCUCGAGUAGCCCAGCCGAACAUAAGCGGUCCCAUUAAGCCUAUAUUCAAUAUUAGCGAUGAUUCUGGUGCUUUUGGCAUCACCAGAAUCGGAGGCAUCAUCUACGUCAGCAACGUUUCGGCUAUUCAGAGUAGCCCGAACAAGAGGCAUUUAGUAACUGUUUCGUGGAAAAAAGGACCAAAAGCCAUUCCAAGUAGAUUGAGAAUCGAGAUACUUGUUGCCGAUCUUCGCAAAGGUGCCAAUGUUUGCAAAACAACUGAAAUUAGUUGCUCCGAAAAUGAUAACAAAGAUGCAUGCUUAGACUCUUGCAGUGUGGGAACACAAGGUGAAGGUUGUCAGUGGCGAUUGAGUAAUGCUACACUUAUAUUGUCGACAAAAUAUACAACAUGUUCACCGAACAUCACUACCUGUCCAGAUGCUACCUGUGACCCGUUGGAACAAUUAGGUGAACAACUCGGUCAUCUUAUUUGUCCGCAAGAUUGUUCACGGGACGUCUUUGGCUCUAUCAGCAGCCAUGGCAUUGGCAUCUUGGCAGCAACUGGACUAUGUACGUGCGAUGGUUUUGGGAAGUGUACUUGUGGUCCUCAUGACUUUGUACCAAGUAAAGAAACCAAAGAAAACAAACCGAAGAAAAGCGAGCCCAUGACCGUUCGGGUGCAACAAGUUGACAAAUCGAACUAUAACAAUCGUGUAUAUCCACAGUGCGGCGUUCCAUGCAUAAUUCUCGUUAUAUUGUGUCCGAUUACCUUGACCAUCGUGAUCAUUUGUUUGGUGAUUUCACGGCGAAAGUACAUCAAGAAAAACCGAAAACAAAUGGAAAUCAAUUCGUCAUUGAAUGAACGACGCGAAACGGAGACGGAAACAUUGACCGAUGUGCCACUGGUGUCGAUUCACACCGAAUUUACAUUUAAAAAUGAAGGCGAUCCGAAAUGGGAAUUCCCCAGAUGUCAGCUGGUUCUUGAUGUAGUUCUCGGCGAAGGUGAAUUCGGCAAGGUAGUCAAAGGCUAUGCUACAGAUAUUGCAAAUAGACCGGGCGUUACAACAGUAGCUGUGAAGAUGUUAAAGAAUGGUGCAAAUUCAGUAGAGCUCUUAGCGCUAUUGUCUGAAUACCAGCUGCUGCAAGAAGUUCACCAUCCUAACGUAAUUCAGUUGUUAGGAGCGUGCACUCAAGAGUCCCCACUGGUUAUAAUCGAAUAUGCAAUGUACGGAUCACUUCGCAAUUAUUUGAGACUGAGUCGAAAGCUUGAAUGCCACGGUAUGGAGGCAACGGAUGGUGUGGAACCAGUCACCGUAAAAGAUAUACUCUCAUUUGCUUGGCAGAUCUGUAAGGGAAUGACAUAUCUGACAGAAAUUAAACUGGUUCACCGCGAUUUGGCGGCUAGGAAUGUUCUGCUGGCAGAGGGAAAAGUUUGUAAAGUGUCUGAUUUUGGACUCACCAGAGACGUAUACGAAGAUGAUGCAUAUCUGAAGCGUAGUAAGGAUAGAGUUCCAGUAAAGUGGAUGGCUCCUGAAUCCUUGGCAGAUCAUGUUUAUACAACGCGUUCUGACGUGUGGGCGUUUGGUGUUCUUGCAUGGGAAUUGAUCACAUUAGGCGCGUCGCCAUAUCCCGGCAUUCCUCCGCAAAAUUUGUACCAUUUGCUGAAAACUGGCUAUCGAAUGGAACGUCCUGAAAACUGUUCCAACGAGAUUUAUUCCAUCAUCAAAUCGUGUUGGGCUGACGAUUCAUACGCCAGGCCAUCAUUUAAGCUGCUAGCAUCGCAGUGGGAAAAACUUUUGGGAAACAGUGCGAAAUAUCUCGAGCUCGACAGCAACAAUGGCGUUUCAAAUCCACUGUACUGCAGCGGUACAGCUGCCGAAGAGAAACCUUCCUCCGAUGAUCUAACCGUAUCGAUAGCAGAAGAGCAGCUAGAAGAAUCGCUGGAUCAUUUGUGGCGUCCACCGACAUCAUUAGAUGGAACCGAAGGCAACGGUCCGGCAAUGGGAUAUGACGUUCCACGGCCGCUUAUCGAAAGCAAAACGACUGAGCAAAUACUACGAUAUCAGAAUGACUUGACUGUACCGGUGAAGAAUAAUAACGGCUACAAGUUGCCACGGAUUAGCCAACAAAACAUUCCAGUAGAUCUUAGCCAUUAUGACAGUCCGGUGAAACGGCGAAAGUCUUAUGUUGAUAUGAGCGGUGGUACAACAUACAAUUUAGAAUCUCAAAAUUCCGACAAAAAGAAAUUGUCGAAAGAUAUAACAUUCCGUUUUUCAAGUCUGUUGAAUUUAAACGAACAAAUGACCUCGUUGAUGUAAGGUGUGAUUGUAGAUCGAGAUAUAUGUUUGGGAGCAGAAAUUUCAUUUAAUUUUACAAAGGAAGCAACCACCACCAGAAAAGGAACUAAAAUUAUUGUUGUGCUACUCCACAGUAGUCCAGACCUCUCCAUUAAAUGGGUUUGAUUAUUUAUCAAAAUUCUACUAUUAUUCUUCAAUUAAGAAAUGACGGGGAAAUUGAUGCACAUGCACGCUGUAGUUUGUGUUUUAAAGUAAUUCUUUCGUAAAAUGAGUGUCCAGAUUUCAUUUUUUUUAUCAGGUAUGUGUCGUCUAUAUCGUUAUUAAAGGGCCAGUAUUUUACUAUUCUAAAAUAAAAUGUACAAAGCCGCGUCCCCGAUAAUACAGUCGUCGACUUUAAAAUAAGUUGCCCAUUUCGUUUCAGCUGUUAUUCAGCUGAUCCACCUGAUUCACUCAUAGAGAGUGAAGCUUUUAGCAUUCCAGGUGCGUGCGUGUAACUAUUUCACCCAUAUAUUUAAACAGGCAUAACCACUUCUAUUUGGAUCAGUUGAAACAAAAUGCGCCAGUUAUUUCAAGGUCGCCGACUGUAUGGAUAUUCUUGCGAAGAGCGUGUUGAUUUUAAGACCUGGUUUUGUUUGCAGAAUUUUAUAAAAAAGUUUUGAUGAUGAGUCGAACAAUUUUGGAUGGCUAGAUGUGGCAUCGAUUGUAGCAAUUUGAAUUUUUUUACAUGCGUCGAAAACCGUAUUUUUCAUGUUUCAAGCAUUCGACG